AUUACGUGGAGGAGCCCCGGAGUCGGCAAAGCGCACAGCGCAGGGAUUCGCCGCUUCACUGAGGGUCAGAAGCCCCAGGCCCUGGCGACCACUGGCCUGGGAGCUUCUGGCAGCCCAGGCUCCUGCACCCACCUGUGCGCGGCCCCCAACCACUGCUUCCUGUCUGGUCGCAGACUUCAGGAAAUAUCACGGAGACCCAGAGCUCCCUCCAGGUGCAAUGCCAGUUGUGAGGCUGGAAAGCUUGAGUGUAGAGAGGAAAAAGUUGGUGCUUUUUUUGCUCUCCCUCACCGCCUGACGUCGGAAAUUCCGCCCCCGUCUCCGUGGAAACCCGGCGUCCGUAGCCGCAGUCACCAGGGGCGGAGCUCCGAGCCGCAGCUCCGCCCCGAGUUUGCAGCGGCUCCCAGGUGGGGAGCAAUCACUGUCACCCCGUCUCCCCUCCGUUCCUCUUCUCGGCUGCCCUCCUUCUCAUCGGCGUUCGUUCCCCAAACCACAUCCUGGAGGCGCUCUUCUGCCUGGUCCGCAGCCCGGCGGGCGCACCGGGCGUCGGGGCCUGAGAGCCGCGCGCUGCCUCCGGAUCCCCGCGGCUCCCCCCUUUCGGCCGCGCUGAUUGGCCGCUCCCGGGCCUUCCCCUGCGCGGGCUCCACUGCCCAGCGGAAAGUUUUCUGUGUCCGGAGGAAGUUGGACCUUUGAAGACUCGGAGACAGCAGCUCCCGAGGCUGCGGGGCUCUGCGCGGCCAUGGAGAUGGAGGAGCCCCCUUUGCGAGAGGAGGAGGAGGAAGAGGAGGAGGAGGACGAGGCUGGGCCCGAGGGGGCUCUGCGCAAGAGCCCCUUCCAGCUGACCGCCGAGGACGUGUAUGACAUCUCCUACGUGGUGGGCCGCGAGCUGAUGGCGCUGGGCAGCGACCCCCGGGUGACACAGCUGCAGUUCAAAAUCGUCCGCGUGCUGGAGAUGCUGGAGACGCUGGUGAGCGAGGGCAGCCUGGCGGCGGAGGAGCUGAGGAUGGAGCGGGACAGCCUCCGCAAGGAGGUGGAGGGGCUGCGGAGAGAGGGCGCGGCGGCCAGCCCCGAGGGAAGCCUGGGACCAGGCAAGAUGAUGGUUGACCUGACCGACCCCAACCGGCCGCGCUUCACUCUGCAGGAGCUGAGGGACGUGCUGCAGGAGCGCAACAAGCUCAAGGCGCAGCUGCUGCUGGCGCAGGAGGAGCUGCAGUGCUACAAGAGUGGCCUGAUUCCGCAAGAGAAGGCCCCCGAAGGGAGAAGGAGGAAAGGACCUAUGGUUGCCAGGGCCAGCAACGCCAGCAGAGACAAGGAGGAAAAGACCAUCAUAAGGAAGCUGUUCUCCUUCCGAUCUGGGAAGCAGACAUAGAUCGGAGGCGGCGGUUCUGAUUCUAGAAGACAACCCACCAGGAAGACCUCCCAGUCUGCUCAGUGCCACGCUGACCCACUGCACUCGCUCAUGUGUUUCCCCUCCGCGCCGUCCGAGGAGCGAGGAGGUGAGGUUCUCUCUCCAUCACUGUCUCCCCGGCUGCAGAACUGGACACCCCCGAAGGCGUGACCAGGGCAGGGCAAGUGGCACCCAGAAAUCAAGAAAGCAGAAGGAAAAGAAAAAAAAAAGGAGAAGGAAAAGAAAAACCAACAGAAAAUAAAAAAAAGAAAGCAGAAGGAAAGCGCACGGCGGCCACCACCUGCCCACGUCAGCCGUCGAGGGAUCUCGGUGCUCUGCCUCUCUGGCCCCACACUUGACCUUGCUCUUCACUGUGUGGCAGCCCGAGCAGCCAGGCACCAGCCCAAAGGGAGAGGGGAGAAAGCCGGAAAGUGUGGUAUCGACCUUCCGGAGACUUCACUGAUAUUUAGUGACUUUCUGACUUUGCUAACAUGACUUCCUUUACGAGGAGAUUUUUGUAUUAAAGUAAAGGACUUCCCUUCUUUAAGUAUUUUAGAGUUGUCUCUCAGCUCGUGCGACCUUUCAGGUCUCGGUUUCCACGUCUGUGAACUGUGUGUGUACGGAGAGCUGGCGUAUCUUUGGUGCAUUGAGUCUAAGUGAUGUACCAUUAUUUUGUGUGUCAGUGUGAGAGAAAAAAUGUUACAGAUUAUAACAUUAAGACACUGUU
This is a messenger RNA of Myotis lucifugus (little brown bat), 2111 nucleotides long. RefSeq names its product Rab interacting lysosomal protein like 2 (gene RILPL2). Gene Ontology annotation, molecular function: protein dimerization activity. Gene Ontology annotation, cellular component: cytoplasm; ciliary basal body. Gene Ontology annotation, biological process: cilium assembly. Lineage: Eukaryota; Metazoa; Chordata; Mammalia; Chiroptera; Vespertilionidae. The record is from RefSeq and is a predicted model, not a curated record.